AUGUCUGUUAUAGGUCCAGAGUUUCUAAAUUUUAUUAAAAGGUUAGAAGAUAACGGCGAUAAAUUAGUUCCUGCCUCUCCGACGGAACAACCUUUGGAGUUUGAAUUUAAUAACUCCAGCUGUUAUGUAUGCAAUGGAUAUUAUGGGCCGAGUUUUGGAGAACCAGUAUGCAUAACUUGUCAUGCGUUUUUGUUUCCCGACUUCCCUUCACAUUUGCCAAGUUCAUACUUUUGUAGUGAAAAAACUGAUGAUGGAGACUCGGGGAAUGACGAGCCCUCAGAUUUGAACUAUAGCUCUGAACGGAGAGUGAACAAAGCUUGCCCUUUACCAGCAUGGUGGUAUUACAGAAACUCAUUAGACAGUGAAACGAGUCCAGAAGAUGAGAGUCGUGCCAGUAAUUCAGGGCCUGGAGCUAGUGGGGGCAGCGGCUCGGGCCCAUCAUCUGCUCAUCGAGAAGGUAUUGAGGACUUGGUUGGUCAUGGGCCUCCACCACAGCCGCCCAGCCUAGCACUGUCGUUGCAGGCACUUUCAACUCCUCGGCCACCAGAUAACUUAGCUCCUGGUUUGGUAGAGCAUCUACCAGCUGAAGUGUUGCUGUGCAUCUUCCGUUACCUGGACGACCUGUCGUUGUGUGCGUGCUCGUGUGUGUGUGUGAGGUGGCGCCGCCUGGUGGUGGCCCGGGUGCCGCCCCCUCGCUGGGCAGCCUUCGCAGCCACUCGGUGGCCUCUGUUCAGGCCACUGUUGGCCAAUAUUGAUUGGCACAAGAAGUACCAAUCGUUGGUGGAGUCCUGUUUCUGCCGUAAUUGUCUGGUCCAGAUGUUUGUUCAAGCUCAGCCCGCUGGAGAUGAGAGUGCUUGGAGGAGGAACAGACUUAAGAUUGAACUUAAGAUGCUCCGUAAUGAUCCUCCAGAGGGCAUCGCAGCUACUCCUCUAGAUCCCAAGUGUUGUCACUGGCAGGCUAGUGUGACUGGGCCUGUGGGCUCGCCAUACGAAGGAGGAGUCUUCUAUCUAUACAUACAAGUCCCUUACUCCUACCCCAUGGGUCCGCCUGUGGUCCGUUUCCUGACUCGCAUCCUCCACCCCAACGUGUCUCGUCACGGUGAUGUCGGUAUCGACUCGGUGCAUCACAACUGGUCGCUGGCACUCACUCUGUCUAAAGUCCUCAUCUCCAUACAGAGUUUAUUGACGGAUCCUUAUACUGCGGUUUGCAUGGAACCGGCAUUGGGUGACAUGUACGUUAGAGAACGAAGCCGCUUUGAAGCGCUCGCUCGCCGCUGGACGUGGCGAUACGCUAUGCACGACGUACUGCCGCAUCUAACGAGAUAUUAA
Molecule: messenger RNA, 1329 nt
Organism: Danaus chrysippus (African queen)
Lineage: Eukaryota; Metazoa; Arthropoda; Insecta; Lepidoptera; Nymphalidae
Source: the annotation of a GenBank genome assembly